Jatropha curcas is the source of this 1579-nucleotide messenger RNA. It is a transcript of the gene GA2OX8, whose product is annotated as gibberellin 2-oxidase 8. Lineage: Eukaryota; Viridiplantae; Streptophyta; Magnoliopsida; Malpighiales; Euphorbiaceae. The record is from RefSeq and is a predicted model, not a curated record.
GACUGCACAAACACUUCCUUCUCUUUCCAUCUCUCUCACUCUCUCUUUCUUUCUCAUUCAUGUGAGUAAUAUCACUAUUGAACAUUAAGUUCUUCUCCCCAAUUUGCUCUUUUCCUAAUCAUUUAAUUUAUAUUUUCAUGCUUGUUUCUCUCUAUACCACCAUUGUUUUCAUUUUACACACAAAAUAUUUCUUUUUCCCCUCACCUGAGAACCACUUGCAGACGUUGACAUUUCCGUGCAGUGCCAUGCAAAUAAACUGAUAUACAUAAUCAAAAAGGAAUAGCUAACUACAAGACCACAUUGAAGGAUAUGAUAAAUAUGGUGGAAUCCAAUAAAAUAAUGGCUGAUAUGAUUCAGCCUCCAAGCAUGGACACGGACCCACCUUUCCAUGAGAUCUACAAAACUCUUCUGGACAAAACCAUUCAAGAAUCAAAAACAAAGACUGCAACUACCGAUAACGAGCUUGAUAUAAUUGAGGAAUGUGAGCUUCCCUUGAUCGAUCUCAGUCGUCUGAGCUUAUUGGAUGAGCUAGAGAAAGAGAAAUGCAAAGAAGAGAUAGCUAGGGCUUCGCAAGAGUGGGGAUUCUUUCAGGUGGUGAAUCAUGGGAUUUCACGUGAGAUUUUGGAGAACAUGAGAAGAGAACAAGUGAAGCUUUUUAAACAACCGUUUGAUAAAAAGAGCAAAGAAGAUAAGUUUUUGAAUUUCUCUUCUGGAACAUACCGUUGGGGGACGCCAACAGCUACUUGCCUCAGUCAAUUAUCAUGGUCUGAAGCUUUUCACAUUCCCAUGACUGAUAUAUCAGCUUCAGAUGGUUUUACUACUUUCAGUUCAACGAUGGAACAAUUCGCUAUAACAGUAGCAAAUCUAGCACAAAAAUUGGCUGAAAUUUUGGCAGAGAAAUUGGGUUGCAAGUCCACUUUCUUCAAAGAAAAUUGUGUGCCAAGCACUUGCUAUCUUCGACUCAACCGAUAUCCGACAUGUCCAAUCCCUGGACAGGUACUUGGUCUGAUGUCACAUACUGACAGCGACUUCCUCACAAUUCUCCAUCAAGAUCAAGUUGGAGGAUUGCAACUAGUCAAAGAUGGGAAAUGGAUAGCCGUUAAACCUAAUCCUGAAGCUCUAAUAAUAAACAUCGGAGACUUGUUUCAGGCUUGGAGCAAUGAUGUUUACAAAAGCGUCCAGCAUCGCGUUGUGACUAAUCCGCUAGUAGAAAGAUUUUCAACCGCAUAUUUCUUCUGCCCUUCAUAUGAUACAGAAAUAAAAAGUGGGUGCGAGACUUCAGUUUAUAAGAAGUUCAGCUUUAAAGAGUACAGAGAACAAGUGCAGAAAGAUGUCCAGAAAUUAGGUCGCAAGGUAGGACUCCCAAGAUUUCUUGUAUAAUACGAUCUAGUACAAGAUUUUUGCUAUAUAUGAACUAGGUUAUUACUUACGGGCUUUCUUCCUGUUCUUGUUGUUGAUCUUCUUCCCCUUCAAAUAGGAAAAAGGAUAAAAAGAAAUAGAAGGGUAUAUGUAUUCUUUGUUCAUUUGGGAAAUGAAAAUAGAAAAAGCAGCAGUUUAAUUUCUAGCUGAUUAGAUGAUA